AUGGACAUCAAAAAAGACGGCGUCACGCACGUCGACGACUUGGACCAUGAGUUCCGUGAUGCAAAGGUCGCUGUUCAGCUGUCAGAAGACGCUGUACACGUCAAGCAAAGUCCUUGGACGUCGAGCAUGCUGAAGCUCUAUGGCUGUCUAACUAUUGCUUACCUUUGCGGCUGCCUCAACGGAUACGACGGCAGUCUUAUGGGAGGCCUCAAUGCUAUGGACACUUACCUUAAAUAUUUCAACAUGGACUCGGCUGGUAGCAGUACCGGUAUCACAUUUGCGAUCUAUAACAUUGGAAGCAUCCCAGCGGUUCUGUUCAGCGGUCCGGUCAAUGAUCGUUUCGGACGUCGCGCCGGCAUGUUCACGGGUGCAAUUAUUGUCGUCAUCGGGACAUGUAUUCAAGCUCCGUCUAUCAACAGAGGUAUGUUUCUGGCUGGUCGCUUCAUCUUGGGGUUCGGAGUGUCGUUCGCUUGCGUCAGUGCACCAUGCUACGUUGCUGAGAUGGCUCAUCCUGCAUGGCGAGGCACGUUGACUGGGCUGUACAACUGCACGUGGUAUAUCGGCUCCAUCCUUGCUUCAUGGGUGAUCUACGCCUGUGCACAGCACGUGAAGACGGACAUCAGCUGGCGAAUCCCGCUGUGGUGUCAGCUGGUCUCUUCUGUCAUCGUGGCCAUUGGCGUCUGGUUCAUACCAGAGAGCCCGAGAUGGCUUUGUGCCCAAGACCGUAUGGAAGAAGCUACUAAGGUUCUGGCUCGUUACCACGGUGAAGGUGAUGAAUCGCACCCAAUUGUCCUUCUCCAGCUCAGGGAGAUGCAAAACCAAAUCCGUCAAGAUGCUUCCGACAAGAAGGCAUGGGACUAUUCCGAGCUAGUCAACACACAUUCCGCCCGCCGCAGACUUAUAUGUGUCCUUGGAAUGGCUUGUUUCGGCCAACUGAGUGGCAACAGCGUAACCUCCUACUACCUUCCUGUCAUGCUUGAAAAUGCUGGCAUCACGGCUCAGAGCACCAAACUCAUGUUGAACGGCAUUUACCCUGUCAUCUGCUUCUUCGCAGCAAUCCUCGGAGCCCGAAUGACAGAUGUUGUUGGCCGCAGACCGCUGCUGCUCUACUCGAUUGUCUUCUGUUCGGCCUGUUUUGCCAUAAUCUGUGGCACGAGCAAACUCGCACAGGAAAACAUUGGCAACAAGUCAGCAGCUAACACUACUAUCGCCUUCAUUUACCUGUUUGGAAUCGUCUUCUCUUUCGGCUGGACACCACUUCAAAGCAUGUAUAUCGCAGAAACGCUCGCCACCUCAACACGCGCAAAGGGUACUGCAGUAGGCAAUUUCGCCUCGAACGUCAGCUCGGCCGUCAUCCAAUACGGCUCAGGUCCUGCUUUUGCCAACAUUGGCGCUUACUUCUACCUUGUAUUCGUAUUCUGGGAUCUUGUUGAGUUCGGUGUAAUCUAUUUCUACUGGCCCGAGACCAAAGACCGUACUCUGGAAGAACUCUCGGAGGUGUUCGAGGCCAAGAACCCUGUCAAGAAGAGUCUGGAAAAGAGAGGAGCUGCUACGGUGCUCAACACGCUUGACGUGGAUGCUGCUAUCGUCGAGAAGAUGGAGCACUGA
Molecule: messenger RNA, 1608 nt
Organism: Aureobasidium namibiae CBS 147.97
Lineage: Eukaryota; Fungi; Ascomycota; Dothideomycetes; Dothideales; Saccotheciaceae
Product: general substrate transporter
Exons: 7
Coding region: 1-1608 (535 amino acids)
Biological process (GO): carbohydrate transport; transmembrane transport
Cellular component (GO): membrane
Molecular function (GO): carbohydrate:proton symporter activity
Source: RefSeq, a predicted model, not a curated record